This is a messenger RNA of Seriola dumerili (greater amberjack), 1498 nucleotides long. RefSeq names its product cytoplasmic dynein 1 light intermediate chain 1-like (gene dync1li1). Gene Ontology annotation, molecular function: dynein heavy chain binding. Bases 18 to 1493 code for a protein of 491 amino acids. Gene Ontology annotation, biological process: microtubule-based movement; microtubule cytoskeleton organization. NCBI's taxonomy places the organism in Eukaryota, Metazoa, Chordata, Actinopteri, Carangiformes, Carangidae. Gene Ontology annotation, cellular component: cytoplasmic dynein complex; centrosome. The record is from RefSeq and is a predicted model, not a curated record. The transcript has 14 exons.
UUACAAGCCCUGCGAAGAUGGCGACGUCAGGGAGGAGUGCAUUAUUAUCCUCCACCUCAACUGGACCUAAGAGCACACUGGAGAACUCCAACCCAGAGGAGGAUGAUGGACAGAACUUAUGGUCCACCAUCCUGAGUGAAGUGUCUACCCAUUCAAGAUCUAAGCUACCGUCUGGGAAAAAUGUCCUGGUCAUGGGUGAGGUUGGCUCGGGGAAGACCACCUUGGUUGCAAAACUACAGGGGGUUGAAGAGUACAUGAAAGGGCGUGGCUUGGAAUACCUUUACUUCAGUGUCCAUGAUGACGACAUUGACGACCACACUAGGUGUAAUGCCUGGGUGUUAGAUGGAGACCUUUACCACAAAGGUCUGCAGGGAGUGGCUGUGCCCGUGGACUCGAUCAGCAACACGUUGCUGCUGAUAACGGUUGACAUGUCGCGACCGUGGAACGCCCUGGACUCCCUCCAGAAGUGGGCUGCCGUCGCUAGGGAACACAUCGACAAACUCCGGGUCGCCCCGGAAACGCUGCGGGAGCUGGAGCACAGACUUGUCAAACAGUUCCAGGAGUACACAGAGCCAGGCAGUGGGGAGGAUGGCACCCCACAGAGGAGGAGUGAAGAGGAGGAGAGCGUGCUGCUGCCUUUAGGAGACAACACACUCACACACAACCUGGGCAUACCAGUUGUGGUGGUCUGCACCAAGUGUGACGCCAUCAGCACAUUGGAAAAGGAGCACGACUACAGAGACGAACACCUGGACUUCAUCCAGUCCCACAUCAGGCGUUUCUGUCUGCAGUACGGUGCAUCUCUGGUUUACACGUCAGUGAAGGAGAUGAAGAACCUGGACAUCCUCUACAAAUAUCUGGUCCACAGACUCUACGGCUUUCCCUUCCACUGCCCCGCACAAGUGGUGGAAAGAGACGCUGUCUUCAUUCCAUCAGGUUGGGACAAUGAGAAAAAGAUCGCCAUACUUCAUGAGAACUUCCAGACAGUAAAAACAGACGACAGCUUUGAGGACGUAGUAGUCAAACCACCAGUCAGAAAGAUUGUACAUGAAAAGGAGAUUCAGGCAGAAGAUGACCAAGUGUUUCUGGUAAAACUGCAGUCGCUGCUCGCCAAACAGCCCGCUGUGACAGCAGGGCGACCUGUGGACACCACUAGCAGAGCACCCACCGGUUCCCCCAGGACGAGUAAUCGCUCCGCAGCGGCCAACGUAGCGAACACCAUGCCACAGUCGGGUCAGACCAAUGAAGGUGUGUUGGCCAACUUCUUUAACAGUCUACUGACAAAGAAGGCGGGGACAGGGGGGCCCGGGACGCCAGGUGGUGGUAACAACACUCCAGGAACCGUACGCAAGUCAGACAUGAACAUAACACAUGGUUCCAAGCUGGGCCUGAGCGACGUACAGGCGGAACUGGACCGCAUAUCCAGCCGGGAGACUGACUCGGAUUUGCCCAAUGCCAACGAGACCCCUGCCACCGACGGCCAGGACACAUGAACACC